This is a messenger RNA of Momordica charantia (bitter melon), 1202 nucleotides long. NCBI's taxonomy places the organism in Eukaryota, Viridiplantae, Streptophyta, Magnoliopsida, Cucurbitales, Cucurbitaceae. The record is from RefSeq and is a predicted model, not a curated record.
UCCAAUUUCUAAGAAAGGUGAAAAUAUGACGGGAAAGCCAUUGAAAGAUAUUGCUUUAGCUUUCAUUUUGGUUGUGUUAACUUUUAAGGCCUAUUCACUGCCUCUUUCAACAAAUGGAAGAUGGAUCAUCGAUGCUUCAAGUGGUCACCGUGUGAAGCUGAUGUGUGCAAACUGGCCUUCUCACAUGCAAGCCAUGCUGGCAGAAGGUCUCCAUCGUCGACGGCUCGACGAUAUUGCCGCCACUGUGGUCAAGUUGCGGUUCAAUUGCGUGCGUUUGACGUACUCAAUCCACAUGUUCACACGCCAUGCCAACCUGACCGUAAAAGAGUCCUUUGAAAAUUUUGAUAUGAAAGAUGCCAUGGCGGGCGUCAUCCASAACAACCCUUCUAUGUUGAACAUGACGUUAGUUCAGGCUUAUGGAGCUGUGGUCGAUUCACUUGGAGCACAUGGAGUCCUGGUUGUUUCCGAUAACCAUAUCAGUCAACCAAGAUGGUGCUGUAACGAUGAUGAUGGCAAUGGUUUCUUUGGAGAUCGCUAUUUUGAUCCUCAAGAAUGGCUACAGGGACUUAGUUUGGCAACUCAAAGCCUAAAGAAUAAAUCCCAAGUGGUAGCAAUGAGUUUGAGAAAUGAACUGCGAGGACCAAAUCAAAAUGUGGAGAAAUGGUUUGAAUACAUGAGCCAAGGAGCUAAGCUUAUUCACCAAACAAACCCAAAUGCUUUAGUAGUGGUUUCUGGGCUGGAUUUCGAUACCAAUCUCAGCUUCUUGAAAAAUAGAUCUAUGGGCUUCAACUUGGACAACAAGCUUGUUUUUGAGGCUCACUUGUACUCUUUUACGAAUGACAUGCGCGAGCUUUGGAUGUCGAAGCCAUUAAACACAUUCUGUGCUACUGUCAACCAAGGAUUUGAAGAGCGAGCUGGAUUUCUAGUGAGAGGACAAAAUCCAGUGCCUCUGUUUGUGAGUGAAUUUGGGAUUGAUCAAACUGGUGCAAAUGAAGGGCAAAAUCGAUUCUUGAGCUGCUUUUUUACCUAUCUUCUUGAGAAUGAUUUCGAUUGGGGCUUAUGGGGUUUGCAAGGUAGCUACUACUAUAGGAAUGGGGUGCGAAAUGACGAUGAAACAUUUGGCGUCUUAGAUUCCAAUUGGACAAAAGUUAGGAACCCUAAAUUCCUCUUGAAAUUUCAGCUCAUGCAAGCCCAACUUCAAG